Messenger RNA from Heterocephalus glaber (naked mole-rat), 2908 nucleotides. It is a transcript of the gene St7, whose product is annotated as suppression of tumorigenicity 7. Lineage: Eukaryota; Metazoa; Chordata; Mammalia; Rodentia; Bathyergidae. The record is from RefSeq and is a predicted model, not a curated record.
UAUGCAUAAGCCCUGCUAUUGUCUUACUGCUACAGCAGGGCUGAAGAUUGCAGUAUUCGCUGUUGCUGCUGCUCCCACUCCUGCCCCUGCUCCUACCUAGUCUUGCUUCACUGCAUCCCAGAAGAGCCACGUUGGCCUUCCUUUGCCUAGUGGAUUUUCAAAAGCAGCUGUUCAGUUUUGGGUGCUGUUGGAGACCUUGCUUUUCAUUCACCGGGAGAAAACUGAAGCUCAUGAGAAGAAUCUGGCAGCUGGACACAGCUCGGACUGCAUUGUCUGGUUUCAUGACCCCUGCUGUGUAGUUCGCUCAUCUCUUCACUCCCACGGGCACACUCUUUCCUUUUUCUUCCUUCCUUGUUUUUUUUCUUUCUUCUAAAAAAUUUUGUUUUAAAACCAGCUUGUGGAGCCAGCCAUGUUUGGCACUGAAUCUUCAUUGAGCAUGUUUUUGAACACAUUAACACCAAAGUUCUACGUGGCCCUGACAGGCACUUCUUCACUAAUAUCAGGACUUAUUUUGAUAUUUGAAUGGUGGUAUUUUCGCAAAUACGGAACAUCCUUCAUUGAACAAGUCUCAGUAAGCCACUUGCGCCCCCUACUGGGAGGGGUUGACAACAACUCCUCCAACAAUUCUAACUCCAGUAAUGGGGACUCAGAUUCCAACAGGCAAAGUGUCUCAGAAUGCAAAGUAUGGCGAAAUCCACUAAAUUUAUUUAGGGGUGCUGAGUAUAAUCGAUAUACUUGGGUGACAGGACGAGAGCCUUUGACUUAUUAUGACAUGAAUCUCUCUGCCCAGGACCACCAGACAUUCUUUACUUGUGACUCGGACCAUCUGCGUCCUGCAGAUGCAAUAAUGCAGAAAGCUUGGAGAGAGAGAAACCCUCAAGCUAGGAUUUCUGCAGCUCAUGAAGCCUUGGAGAUAAAUGAGUGUGCAACUGCUUACAUUCUCUUGGCUGAAGAGGAAGCAACAACCAUUGCUGAAGCAGAAAAACUGUUUAAGCAGGCCCUGAAGGCUGGAGAUGGAUGUUACCGGCGUUCUCAGCAGCUACAGCAUCAUGGAUCCCAGUAUGAAGCCCAACAUAGACGUGACACCAAUGUCUUGGUCUAUAUCAAAAGAAGACUAGCAAUGUGUGCCAGAAGACUCGGGAGAACCAGGGAAGCAGUGAAAAUGAUGAGAGAUUUAAUGAAGGAGUUCCCUCUUCUAAGCAUGUUCAACAUUCAUGAAAACCUUUUAGAAGCCCUCCUGGAACUACAAGCAUAUGCUGAUGUUCAAGCAGUUUUAGCAAAGUAUGAUGAUAUAAGCUUACCAAAGUCGGCAACAAUAUGCUACACAGCUGCCUUGCUCAAAGCAAGAGCUGUUUCUGACAAAUUCUCUCCAGAGGCUGCAUCUCGGCGGGGAUUGAGCACCGCAGAGAUGAAUGCAGUAGAGGCCAUUCAUAGAGCUGUGGAAUUCAAUCCUCAUGUGCCAAAAUACCUACUAGAAAUGAAAAGCUUAAUCCUCCCCCCAGAGCAUAUCCUGAAGAGAGGAGACAGCGAAGCAAUAGCAUAUGCCUUCUUUCAUCUUGCACACUGGAAGAGGGUAGAAGGGGCUUUGAAUCUUUUACAUUGUACAUGGGAAGGCACUUUUCGAAUGAUCCCUUAUCCCUUGGAAAAGGGACACCUAUUUUAUCCAUACCCAAUAUGUACAGAAACAGCAGACCGGGAGCUGCUUCCCUCUUUCCAUGAAGUCUCAGUUUACCCAAAGAAGGAGCUUCCCUUCUUUAUUCUCUUUACUGCUGGAUUGUGUUCCUUCACAGCCAUGCUGGCCCUCCUGACACAUCAGUUCCCAGAACUUAUGGGGGUCUUCGCAAAAGCUAUGAUUGACAUUUUCUGCUCAGCAGAGUUCAGGGACUGGAAUUGCAAGAGCAUUUUCAUGCGUGUUGAAGAUGAACUGGAAAUCCCACCGGCACUUCAAUCUCAGAAUUUCCAAAACUGAACUCAUCACCCUUCCUCCCCCCACCACCAAAACUGCUCCUCCUGUAUUCCUGACCUCCGCCAGUGGCCCUGCCAUCUACCCAGUUACUCAAUCCAGAAACUUGGCAGCUCGCCCAAACUUUUCUCUUUCUUACUCCCUGCAUCCGAUCUGGCUCAGCCUUCACACUUUGUGGCUUCUAACCUCCUAAGCAACUAGGCAUUCGGUAAAUGUGACUUACCUCUUUCUCUUCCUUCUGUCCUCACAGCAUCUCUCUUAGUUUAGGCCCUUGUGAAUUCUGGCCCGAACUCUUAUAAUUGUCUUAAGUGGGCUCCUUCUUAUAGUCCUCUCCUCUGCCAAUCUUUCUUUAAUACUGACACAGAAUGAUCUUUCUAAAUUGCAGACCCAAGCAUGCCACUUUCCUGCUUGAAUUUUUCUAGUGGUUUCCCAGCUACUUCAGGAUAAAGUCCCAAUACUUUAGCAUGACAUGUAGGGCCUUUUAUCAUCUGGCCUGGAUUAUCUCUUCAGCCUCCUCUUUCCCAACUCUUGCCCAAACCCUGCUCUUCAGCCAGGGACUCUUGCACACUUCAGUGCCUUUGCACGUACUCAUUGCUCUACAUGGAAUGCCCUUCACCAUUAACCAUUCCACCUGUGCACUCUACUAAUGCCUCUUCAUUCUUCCAAGCUCAGCAUGUUUUAAGCUUCUCUGAAGCUGAAUGAGGUGUCCCUCCUUCAUCAUCCCACAGUAUUCUAUGAAUGCCUAUAUUAACACAUUUAUUGUUUUAUAUAAUUGUUGGAAAAUUGUCUCCCUUUAGAAUGUAAGCUCCUUGAGAGCAGGACUGAGUCUUUCUUAUCUCUGUAUCCCCAAAGCUUUGCACAGUGCCUUGCACAUAGUAGGUUUUCAAUAAAUGUUUGUUAAAUGAAUAAACAGCAGUGGUCUCUGCAGAAUUGAUGUAAAAAUCA